UAAUUCUGAAACGAAUGAAUGAUAGUGGCAAUUUCAAAAGCUUUCGAGGAAUGCUGAUUUUCACAAUCUCCCAAACGUCCCCCAUCUGCUUUGUUUCCUUUCAAAUGAUGCCUUCAUUCUUCACCCAAUACCUAUGCGACCAACACCAUUGCGCCAACUUUUCGGUCGACCAACUUUUCAGGACCUUGACAAAUUUGAAACAAGUCGGGUUCUUUGCGUUUACGUUCUCUCUUGACGAAUUCCGACACUGUGUUCACUUAACGUUCACCAGCCACGUGCGAGGAGCUACAAUGACGACAAUACCUACUUUGAUACCGGUUGUACCCAUUGACGAGGAGCUUAUAGCCAAAGUUGACUAUAGCUUAUUUUUCUCAAUUGAUUCAGAAGAGUUCAAACUCCUUGUAAUUUGGAUAGGCGUUAAUAAGGUAACGGCGACUCUAACUCGUUCAAGAAUCAAGUUCAUUAACCCAAGUGGGGAGUUUGUUCUAACCCAACAGGAAAGAAAAUGCAUUAUUGGAGGCAUACGAGAGGGUGAUGAAAUUAGAUUUUCAAUCACUUUACUUCCCAUUGAAUUUUUCAAUAGUUUCACGUCCAAAAGGGUGUGGUUCUUCAAGACAUAUGAUUCAAAUGGCACAUUGAUCAUUUCUCCUAUGGGAUUGCAUGCUGAAAUUUCGUCCUAUUUUCCUGGAAGAUUGCGUUGAUUCAUAUGGGAAGUUGUUUGUCUUCAAA
Messenger RNA from Cucurbita pepo subsp. pepo (vegetable marrow), 729 nucleotides. RefSeq lists its product as uncharacterized. The record is from RefSeq and is a predicted model, not a curated record. NCBI's taxonomy places the organism in Eukaryota, Viridiplantae, Streptophyta, Magnoliopsida, Cucurbitales, Cucurbitaceae.